UGAAAUGUAUAAAAAAAUAAUACGGUGUCUCUGCUAUUUAAUACUUACUUGGCACACUGUAAGUGUCGGUAGAGUGAAAGCAGGGAAAGAUAACGACUCCGAACAGCCUUUUACGAUACUCUUAGAUGCAGAGAAUGAAAUCAGAAAUGUGGUGAACGGCUUAGAUUCAUUUAGUAGCAAACAAGAUAGCAUGGAGGAGACGCUAAAAAGUGUUCAGACCGUUCUGGAAAAAAUCGAAGAACGAUUGUUGGAACUAGAAAGCACCGUUAAGACUGUUGCGAAUAUUGAAGAAAUAGUCGAGUCUUUUGGAAAAUUAUUGGAAAGUCGUCUGGGCGAAAUAGAGAACAAGUUGAGUUCCACGGAAAAUAUUCAACAAGUAAACCAUGCCUUUAUCGAGCGGCGGUUAGAUGAAUUGGGGUCAAAUUUGAAGUCAACCCUAAGUAAACAAGAAGUAGUCCGGAGUGGAGUUGGAGGUGUACCUGAUAAAAGCUUAGCGGAUAUCCCCGCCGAAGUGAACAGAUGCGCCAAGAUGGCUAGCUGUAAACUAAAAGAUGCACGCAAUAAAACGAUUUUGUCGAAACCAGAAGUAUAUAGUGAUUGUGCCGAUGCGUGGCAGCAGCGUGGACCUCAAUUUUUUACCGGAAUUUAUGAAAUCAAUUUGCCAAACUUUCAGCCGUUCGAGGUGUUUUGUAUGAACGAAUGUACCACUUGUUGCCCUUGGACUUUAGUAAUGCACGGAAGUGCGCAAAGUGCAGAAAAAAUUUAUCAAAGGAGUUGGCUUGAAUACAAGCACGGUUUUGGAAGUGCAAGCACGGACUAUUUCAUUGGUUUAGAUCGUUUGCAUGUGUUGACAAAGCGAGCGCCACAAGCCCUUAUGGUUCGCGACUAUGUUAUAGGAAACCAAAACAUUUUCAAGGAGUUCAGCAUUAAAGAUGAGCGAUACGAUUUUGCGGUGGAUAAUUUAGUAAAAUUAAUGGUGCAGCCUUGGGGUUAUAACGAUAUCUCAGAUGGCACAGGUGAUACAUUUUCAAGUAAUAGUGUGUGUGCGAAGGUGCGAGGUCGCAGUUGGUGGUAUAACCAAGGAUGUAUCUCCAGCUUCGGAAUUGAGUCAUUUACUGAAAACAUCUUUAUGGCGAUUCGCCCCAAGGCGUGUCAGGAAGAUCAAUAAUAAGUGAAAUUAUGUAUUAUUUUAUAUUCCAUUUCAAUAAAAUUAAUAAAAACCGAGAAAAAACGUUACACCGUA
Bactrocera tryoni is the source of this 1243-nucleotide messenger RNA. RefSeq names its product angiopoietin-4-like. The coding region runs from base 5 to 1168 and encodes 387 amino acids. Lineage: Eukaryota; Metazoa; Arthropoda; Insecta; Diptera; Tephritidae. The transcript is spliced from 7 exons. The record is from RefSeq and is a predicted model, not a curated record.